GCACGCAGUAUGUAUUCCCCCCACUCCGGUGGAAUGUGACCAGCCGACAUGCGCAUCAAGGUACAUGUGGACAAUGUGCAGCAUCCGCGAAUAGCACCAGCGCUAAAGCACUACUAAUCGCCAUGGCCAGUGAGCUGGCUGGACGAGUCAGUCUCCCCGGAGUUGAGGUACUUUGCCAAUUCCACCAGCCAGAUUUAUCCCUUCCUUGUCACCCACACCUUUCUGCAGCAUGUCAAACUGCCUUCCACACAUGGAACAUGAAAGAAUGUGGCGCCUAUUUUGAGUGCCUGAAGCUUCACCGCAGACCUAGAAUUGGUGUCACUCGAAACCCUUGCUGCUUCUGUCUUUAUUUUGUGUUUUGUAUUUCGACAAUACCGCUGUUCUGUAUUUUUGGCCCUUUGGGGGUGUUUUAUCUCCAUGAUCAACAAACUGUACUCGACGGGAUCUCCACCCCAAGAAUCACCACGCUCGAUACCAAGUCAAUUAGCCGAGAAUUAAUAUCGUCGCCUUUGCUCGCUAAGACGAUGGAGGGGACAGGCACUAGUGGGCAAUUAAUCUGGUUGGCAGGGCGAUUUUCAAGCCCCAAACAUAACGGUCGAUCUUAUCACCGGAAGCUCCCACCCAUUCUGUUCGAAGGAUGAAAUGGAACCUGGCCGUAAGGCACUAUUUGAUGACGGUACAAGAAAUGGGUCUGGGGCCAUCCAUGACAGACA
This is a messenger RNA of Aspergillus piperis CBS 112811, 713 nucleotides long. RefSeq lists its product as uncharacterized. The record is from RefSeq and is a predicted model, not a curated record. NCBI's taxonomy places the organism in Eukaryota, Fungi, Ascomycota, Eurotiomycetes, Eurotiales, Aspergillaceae. The transcript is spliced from 2 exons. Bases 123 to 641 code for a protein of 172 amino acids.